Messenger RNA from Drosophila santomea, 885 nucleotides. RefSeq lists its product as uncharacterized. Bases 130 to 666 code for a protein of 178 amino acids. Lineage: Eukaryota; Metazoa; Arthropoda; Insecta; Diptera; Drosophilidae. Gene Ontology annotation, cellular component: plasma membrane; endoplasmic reticulum membrane. Gene Ontology annotation, molecular function: FFAT motif binding. The transcript has 2 exons. Gene Ontology annotation, biological process: endoplasmic reticulum membrane organization. The record is from RefSeq and is a predicted model, not a curated record.
AAUUCAGACGGGUUCUCAAAAUCUUUGUGUACAUACACGUUUUUAUUAUAAUUUUUACGAAAUUUUAAGUAAAUGUAAGGUAAAAAGUACGCAUAAUUAAGUAGUUUUUCGAAACAGUUUUUAACCAACAUGUCUGCAAAUUCAAAUUCACUGGAAGUCUCACCCAAUAGUACUUUAACCUUCACGAAAACCAACGAUAGACAAGAAAUAAUCAUCAGAAAUGUUGGCGAAAAGACAGUGACCUACAAGGUGCAAAGCACAGUGCAUGGCAAGUUCAAUAUACGACCCCGCUGGGGAGUCCUGAACCCCAAUGAGCACUCUCAUGUCGUCAUAACCAUGUGCAAGGAUGCCGAGCUCUCGAGGAAGGGACGCGACAAGAUAGUGGUCGUUUGCAUGGUUUCGCCCAUCAAUGCUGUGGACUUUGACAUGACCACCUCCUUCUGGCGCCACAAUAUCUGCUACGAUCCAAAUAUCGAGAAGCACCACCUCACCUGCCAUCAAAUUAAUGGGCAGGGUGUAGGCGAUGGUGAGGGUGAGGGCGUGGGCAUGGACGUGGGCGUGGGCAAUGGAGGCGAUAAGGAUGCGGAGCCGGACGAUCUAAGGUUUCGCCGGGGUUUAUUCCCAUCAUUUUGCAGUAUUCGCAUUCCGAGCAAGUACUGGCGAUAGUUUUCAACACGGGGGAGACAGUGUGCUUCCUUUACCUUUAGAACCCUUCAGUCCAGACUGGAGUGUCAAUUAUCCCGCCCCAGCAUUUUGCCCUAAUGGCUGCAAUGACUAAGUAAUUGGUUAGCAGCCCUACCUUGUCUUUCCAUUGCGCCUCUAUGGGCCAACAUUGUUGAUGAUGAGCCUUCAUUAAAAACUAAGAGCGUGUCUAUCUCUCUGUGA